Molecule: messenger RNA, 1234 nt
Organism: Physella acuta
Lineage: Eukaryota; Metazoa; Mollusca; Gastropoda; Physidae
Product: alkylsulfatase
Molecular function (GO): oxidoreductase activity
Source: RefSeq, a predicted model, not a curated record
GUAGAUCUAGCUAGAUAGAGGCCCUAUGGCUAUUAAAUAUUAUAGACUCUAGUAUAAAAAUAAUAAAUAUAGAUCUAGAUCUAUUACUAUACUAUUGACUAUUGGGCGAAUUUUUAUACCGAGUGUCCUAGGGUUAGGGUUAGAAUCUUGUAGAUCUAGAUCUAGAUCUAGUAUUACUAGAUCUAGAAUCUAGUUAGCAAGUAAGAAAUGAUCUUAUCAGGAAAUUUUAAAAGAGAUCUCUCCAUUACAAGCAGUCUUAUAUUACAAGAUUUGAACACAAACUUACAGAUGUACAUAAUGACCGAGCCACAGAAUUAAGGAGCAGGGGAGGUGCAAGAAGGAUAACAACAAAGUCUUUGGAUGUUGGUGGUAAUCUGGCACAGGCAACAAAUAUUUUGGCAAGCUGAAUAAUACAAAAAUAAUGGCUUUACAUAUUACUCCAGUAAAGCUUGGCGUUGAGAUCCGAGGCAUUGAUCUAAUAUCUGUCAGUUCUUGUCAGACCAUUGCUGACAUCAAACAUCUGCUGACCAAACAUUGCCUUCUGAUUUUUAAAAACCAAGGGAAGAUCUCUGGGAAGGACCAUGUUAGAAUCAGCAGAUGGCUUGGGGAUUUAGAGUCAACUUUUUAUAAACACCCAAGGUCCCCUGACCCGGAUGUCUUUAGAGUGUCUAAUGAUGAGCGUGAGGGCUGCCGCAAUGUUGGUCGCUCAGGCUGGCAUAUUGAUGGCUCUUUCAUGGAGAAACCAUUUGACUACGCUUUGUACCAUAUGGUUGCUGUACCUAAAGUAGGCUCUACAGCAUUUGUCGGUUUUGCGGAACUGCUUCAUUCGCUGUCCCAAGAGCGCAGAACCUCGUGGGAAAGGUUAUGGAUGGUGGGAAAUGACCAUGAUGUCAUUCACCCUUUGACCUAUGCCCACCCUCAGACAGGGCAGUCAGUUCUCUGUUUCCAUCUGGGGAUGAUUGGUGCUUUCAUCUGGGACUACAAAACCAGCCAGCAGAGAAUGACAAAUCAGGCAGAAACCAGACAAAUUUUGGGUGAAAUUCAUGAAGAAAUUGUUAAGAAAGAUGGGAAACUAAUUUAUGAACACGAGUGGCGUGAAGGAGAUUUUAUCAUAUCAGACAACAGGGCCGUGGCACAUGAAGCCACACCAGAAACACAGUACCCAGUUUCUAAAGUUGGUCUCAGGAUUCUUCAUCGGACAACAGUAGCUGGCAGCUCUAUACCAACUAAAUAA